Colletotrichum chrysophilum is the source of this 389-nucleotide messenger RNA. RefSeq lists its product as uncharacterized. The transcript is spliced from 2 exons. The record is from RefSeq and is a predicted model, not a curated record. The annotation marks the transcript as partial. NCBI's taxonomy places the organism in Eukaryota, Fungi, Ascomycota, Sordariomycetes, Glomerellales, Glomerellaceae.
AUGUCUAUCCUAUGCUUUUAUUUGCGCAUCUUCCCCAGCCCGUACUUCAAGGCCAUAGCCAGGGUCACUCAGGGCCUUGUGGUGAUGGUCACGUUCCCUAUCACCUUGUUGCUAUACCUCUCUCGCUUUGAACACCUGGGUCUCGACGAUGUGGCUCUCUUCCUAGCAACAGCUGGAGCAAACGUCGCCAUGGAUGCUGUGUUGCUCGCUCUGCCAAUACCGACGGUUUUCGCCCUCCAAAUGAGUUGGAAGAAGAAGUCUGUCGUUACAUGUUUCUUCAGCCUGGGAUUGAUAACAAUGGGCACCUCCAUCCUUAGACUGUACCUCCUCAAUGGGAUACUGGGUAGCUCUGAUCUCACAUGGGACGCCGCGCCCGCGAACAUUACCUC